Molecule: messenger RNA, 2073 nt
Organism: Argiope bruennichi
Lineage: Eukaryota; Metazoa; Arthropoda; Arachnida; Araneae; Araneidae
Product: caspase-3-like
Exons: 7
Coding region: 217-1068 (283 amino acids)
Biological process (GO): execution phase of apoptosis; proteolysis; apoptotic process
Cellular component (GO): cytoplasm
Source: RefSeq, a predicted model, not a curated record
UCAGUUUCCUCUUUUUCUUUGUUUUUGUUUUUUUAAUAUUCGAUGUGAAAACAAAUUUAUUAAUUACUGAAUUUUUAUGUUUGAUUGGAAAAUAUUCUCCCUGUAUGGCAGUUGAUUAUUCUGCCCUUUAAAUUAAAAUAGUUUUAUGGUGAAUAUACGAAUUCAAAAUAUUAGUAAACUACUUGCUAUUUCAGUCUAAGUAAUAUUGUUGAAGAGAUGGCCGACACCUCACUGAAUGAUGAUGUUGAUGCUCGUGGGAUAUUUGGGAAAACAAAAGCUCAUGGUGCGAGUGGAUCUGUAAUUGGUUCACUUGAUAGUGAAGAUUAUUCCAUGAAAUAUGGCAAAAUAGGGAAAUGUUUAAUUUUCAACCAUAAAAUAUUUGAACCUCAGACUCGUUUAAAUGUAAGAAAUGGUACAGAUGCCGAUGCUGCUCGUUUGUAUUGUCGUUUCAGAGAACUUGGCUUUGAUGUGACUUUAUUCACUGAUUUAAAAUGUAAAGAAGUUGAAAGAGAACUAUCAAAAGUUGGGAAAGAGGAUCAUUCAAAUUAUAGCUGUUUUGUAUGCUGUAUUUUGAGUCAUGGAGAACAAGGCAUUUUGUAUGGUUCUGAUGGUCACUAUAAAACGGAGCAUGUUUUUUCACCUUUUCGGGGUGAUGCAUGUCCUUCAUUAGCUGGGAAACCAAAAAUAUUUUUUAUUCAGGCUUGCCAAGGAGAUAGGCUAGAUAGUGGAGUAAAUGUAAAAGAGAAAGAAUCUGCUGAUUCAGGAGAUGAAAAACGUAUUUUAAGAAUCCCUACUCAUGCUGAUUUCUUGAUUGUUUAUUCUACAGUUGCUGGAUUCUAUUCGUGGAGAAAUACUACUAAUGGUUCCUGGUUUGUCCAGUCACUUUGUGCCACGCUACAAAAAUAUGCUUAUGAUGUUGAUUUGCUUCAGCUGCUGACAAUUGUUAACCGCAGAGUGGCUUAUGACUUUGAAAGUUUUACACCUCAUGAUGCUGAUAUGCAUUUAAAGAAACAAGUGCCAUGUAUUACUUCUACUUUAACUAAGAAUAUAAGAUUUUCUCCUCCUUAAUUAAACAAUUAUUUACUACUUAAAAUAUCAAUAUAAAGGAUUUUUGAUCAGAACAAUUUUUUAAUGUAUAUUUUCAUCUAUUUAUUUAGAUGUAUAAUUUAUUGUUUUAACAUUUAUAUAAUCUACUAUGAAAAGGAACUUUAAUACAUUUUCUUAUCUAAUUUUUUUUUGUAUGUAUCUUUUUUAUUGCUAUUUGGAAAUGUUGGUGCAGCAUUUUGUGCAAACAUUUAAUAGCAAAGAACUUUUUCAAAUGAUUAAAAAAAUUUUUACAUUUUGAUGAAAUUCUGUAUCAAUUAAUUCAUCAUCUUUUGAUUAAGAGGAUGAAUAUAGAUUUGUUUUUUUUAUACAUGCUGAAGAUAAAGCUGUUUAUUAUCUAUUCUGAUAUAUUUAUGCUAAAAUAAAAUAACUUAAAUAAAUAAAUUAAAAUAAAUAUAUGUUUAAAAACUCUUAAAAUUUACAUUUUUUGUGUGUUUCCUGUUACCAAUUUGUUUUGAAAUUUUUUGUUUGUAAUUCUUUAGAAGUAAAUUGAAUUUUUUAAUUACAUCUCAACAAAGGAUUACUCUAUUUUUGCAAAUAAUUUUUUUUUAAUAAUUUAAGAGCUGCACAAACAUUGUGAUGUAUUUACUUUAAAAAAAAAAAAAUUAUAGUGAUAAUUAUUUUCUUUUUGAGAAAGAAUCCUGCUGUAUUAUAGCAGAUUAUUUUACCAUUUUAAAGCAACUAUAAGAAACUAUUUUAUAUCUGAAAUAUAUAUGUAUUUUUGAAAGAAAUUAUUUGUAGGCAAUCAUACAAUUGUAUGUUUUUGCAAAAAUAUAUCAACAGCUGUUGAUAGAAAUGAAGCCCACCAUUUUGCUUGUGUUAAUUUUUAUUGUUUGAGAAAAAAAAUAUUUGUGUUUCAAAUAAUGUACAUUAUCUGAUGCAAAAUUAAUAAUUAUUUUGCAUUAAUCAUUUUUAUUAUGAAAAUAGGAUAUAUAAAUUUAAUAAAACUUGUUAAUAUUAGUAACUUUA